ACUGGGGUUUGCCUUGAUUUCUGCUCCGGAUUUCACUAUACUUUGCUCUCUGUGCUUGGCAACCCAACACGCCGCGGACGAUCGCUGUAUAUGUGCAUAUGUGUUCUGGCGGACGACUCAGUUUUCGCUCUGGGUGGAGGGCUUGGGGAUGCAGACCUGCUGUUAACCUGCCACCACUAUUUGGGGAGCGUGUCAGAGACAAUACGCCGUAUUUGCGUCAUACUGCCAAAGAGCAAAGGGAACAAGCGGCCCUGACACCGGAGGAUAGCGUAUAAAACGAAUGCGGUGCUCCCGCCGCCAACGGCCGCGUAUUUUUUCUUUCGUCUUCAUCAUCAAUCUCCUCUCCAUCGACGACUUUCCCACCUGUAUUUGCUACUAGCAGCGAUGGCUAUUACUGACACGCUUCUCACCAUUCUGCGCUUUUGGCUCUACGCUACCGCAUCGGGCCUGGCAGCGCUGGAGCUCAUUCUCGACGGCGUUGCUCUGGGUGCGCUGAACAAGAAGUACACGUACGCCUUCAACGGCGUCAUAUACAGCGGCAGCGGCGGCUUCUCCGAGGAGAAGGGAGCUGCUGGCUGGACAAUGUUUGUGACCAUCAUCACCCUGUUCCUCAUCCCCACAGUGCUGUUUGCGCGCUUCCUGGUGUCGCGCGGUGUCGGCUUUGCGCACCACACCAACAAGACCGGCAUUGAGCUGGCCAUCACUGCCACGCUGACGGUGUUUUGGCUGGUUGCGGGCGCCGUCAUGGCCAACUAUGCGGGCAGUGGCGGCUGCUACGGCAGCAGCUUGUGCUCAAAGUUCCGCGCGGCGACGGCUUUUGCCUGGCUUAUUUUCUUCGACCUGGCUGCGGCCCUCGGGUUCCUGAUCAUCACAGCUGUGCGGCAGAAGAAGGCCGGUGCCAACCUGAUGGUUGUGUACACCGUGGACCACCAGGGUGAGGGCACCGGCUUGCCGUACCCGGUCACAUAUGCAAACCAGGCUGGCGACAAGGGCCCCGAGUACCAGACACAGGGCACCAUGCAGAUGCCGCAGCCCUGAGCGCGAAAAACAACCUGCGCUUGGCGAAACUAUCAACCAUUUUUGCUACUCGAAUGUAUUUGCUUUUGUUUAAUACCAGCCUGCCCUUUGUGGACGAAAAAGAAAAAAGAAUCGGCCGACCCAGGUGACUUUGGUUGUCACCGGAGCAUUUGCUAACAAUGACAUCACCAGAAGCUUCGGUGCAAGACUUGCCUUUUUGGCCGGAGGGCAGGUUGCCCGUGGUGUUCAUCCUCAGCGGCCAAAGGAGCGGCCCCUGC
Linderina pennispora is the source of this 1295-nucleotide messenger RNA. RefSeq lists its product as uncharacterized. The record is from RefSeq and is a predicted model, not a curated record. The transcript has a single exon. Gene Ontology annotation, cellular component: membrane. NCBI's taxonomy places the organism in Eukaryota, Fungi, Kickxellomycota, Kickxellomycetes, Kickxellales, Kickxellaceae. Bases 385 to 1038 code for a protein of 217 amino acids.